This is a messenger RNA of Gallus gallus (chicken), 1375 nucleotides long. It is a transcript of the gene DIO1, whose product is annotated as deiodinase, iodothyronine type I. The transcript is spliced from 4 exons. The record is from RefSeq and is marked reviewed. NCBI's taxonomy places the organism in Eukaryota, Metazoa, Chordata, Aves, Galliformes, Phasianidae. Gene Ontology annotation, molecular function: thyroxine 5'-deiodinase activity.
ACACUUUGAAGCAGGCAGACCUCUGGCACCAUGUUGAGCAUCGGGGUGCUCCUACACAAACUCCUGAUUCUUUUGCAGGUUACUCUGAGUGUUGUCGUUGGUAAAACCAUGAUGAUACUCUUCCCCGACGCCACGAAAAGAUACAUCCUAAAGCUGGGCGAAAAGAGCAGAAUGAACCAGAACCCAAAGUUCAGCUACGAAAACUGGGGUCCCACUUUUUUCAGCUUCCAGUAUUUGCUCUUUGUGCUGAAGGUGAAGUGGAGGAGGCUGGAAGACGAAGCCCACGAGGGACGCCCUGCCCCCAACACACCGGUGGUGGCUCUGAAUGGGGAGAUGCAGCACCUCUUCAGUUUCAUGCGAGAUAACCGACCUUUAAUCCUCAAUUUUGGAAGCUGCACCUGACCUUCAUUUAUGUUAAAAUUUGAUGAGUUCAACAAACUUGUCAAAGAUUUCAGCUCUAUAGCAGAUUUCCUUAUCAUCUACAUCGAAGAAGCUCACGCAGUAGAUGGAUGGGCCUUCAGAAACAAUGUUGUUAUUAAAAAUCACAGAAGCCUUGAGGAUCGAAAAACUGCAGCACAAUUUCUUCAGCAGAAGAACCCCUUAUGUCCAGUGGUUUUAGACACAAUGGAAAACCUGAGCAGCUCAAAAUACGCAGCGCUGCCAGAAAGACUGUAUAUACUUCAAGCAGGGAAUGUCAUCUACAAGGGAGGAGUGGGGCCUUGGAAUUACCACCCCCAGGAAAUACGCGCUGUCCUGGAAAAACUGAAAUAGAAAAAGAAGAGGACAUCAGAGUAAAGACUAUCUGGAUAUAAAAGCUCGAUGGAUAAGUUUUCAUAGGCCUAAGAGUUAAAAAACCAAAAUCUCAGAAUACUAGAAACAACUAGAAGGAGAAUAACGUACGUGCAUUUAGAGGGCAUCCACACUGUGGUUCAUCAUUCCUGUGUCUGGGGAUGUUCAGGUCUGUCACAACCACCUCAGCUUACUGCGCUAUACCACAGGCAGUAAUGAAUGCCAGUUGAGUCCGUUGAGCUGUUAUGACUGGAUACCAACAUCUACAUCCUUUAAGAAUACGGUGCAGGAUAAACCUUAGGGGUGGUGACAUUUGCAAGACCCAAUUUCAUGCAAAACAAAUGAUUCCACAUUAUUAAGUUUCUCUCUCUCUUGUACACAUACAAUGUUCCUAAACGUUCAGUUUCCCUCACUUCAGAAGGCUUCUGAAUGGAACCAUCUCUUGACAUUUGUUUCUAUAAUAUUUGUCAUGACAGUCACAGCAUAAAGCACAGACGGCUGUGACCUGAUUUUAGAAAAUAUUUUUAGAAACAAAGGAUUGAUCUGCCAUUGUUCAAACAAAUAAACAAACAAACCUUUCAGAGCA